Molecule: messenger RNA, 378 nt
Organism: Penicillium taxi
Lineage: Eukaryota; Fungi; Ascomycota; Eurotiomycetes; Eurotiales; Aspergillaceae
Exons: 3
Coding region: 1-378 (125 amino acids)
Source: RefSeq, a predicted model, not a curated record
AUGCGACAGACAGAGAAGACUACACCGCGGCAAAAUAAAACAGGCGGUAAAAAGACAGGCCGAAGACCUAUAAAUAUGGCCUCCUCCCCCGGUCCUCUGUCGAAACAAUUCUCUACCUUGUUGCAUUGGAUUGACUUGCCUCGCACCAAAGCCGUGCACACCAAAAGCAGUGAAGUCACUCAGAUGUCAUUACAGUACACGCUUGAUGGUUCACUCCACUCUCCUCGUGUUCGUGCCCACCAGCCAGACCAUGAGUCCAGACUGGCCCCAAACCUUCUCUCUUUGACCAUGGGAAUGCAAGGUAAGCCCCCUCUCAGCCCAACACAAUUGGAGACUGUGCUGGAACACCAGAUGUUACGACCAGCCCGGUCUACUUAG